Octopus sinensis (East Asian common octopus) is the source of this 339-nucleotide messenger RNA. RefSeq lists its product as uncharacterized. The record is from RefSeq and is a predicted model, not a curated record. The transcript has a single exon. The coding region runs from base 1 to 339 and encodes 112 amino acids. Lineage: Eukaryota; Metazoa; Mollusca; Cephalopoda; Octopoda; Octopodidae.
AUGUAUCGCCAGUUGAUGGACGUGUAUGGCGACGUGUCAUGCAUGGAUGUCAAAAAUGUCCGCAAGUGGUGUAGAGAGUUUGCAACUGAUCGUAUUGAAAGUCAUGACGAGGAAAGAAGCAGGCGGCUAUCAAUCUAUGGCGAGUCAGUCGUAAAGGUUGAGCAAAUCCUGCGUGAAAAUCGGUGGAUCACUCCAAAUGAUCUCUGCAUUUUAGUUCCUGAUGUUUCCCGAAGCACCAUCCAUAGGGUUUUGAGUGAAAAGUUGCAAUAUCGGAAGGUGUGCGCAAGAUGGGUCCCACGAAUGCUCAGAGAAGACCAUAAACGGCAACCCAGCUUAUAG